AGUAGUCGUUUUGGCUCAAGCCUCUCCCGCUCUGGCGCGACCACCUCCUUCGGCGAAUGGGCCACCAGGGGCACGCCAUGGUCCUGGAGGAGGAGCGCCCCAGAGAAUCCGCUGCGCCCGGUGGUCCCGCGGAAGCCCCUACCAGUGCCGCCGCGGGCGCAAGGAACGACCGCGACGUGAUGGGCAGGCUGGAGAGCCUCGAGGGGAGCGGCGGCAGCGAGAUCAGCGACUCCGUGGCCGACAAGCUGCUGCAGACGCUCAGCCUGCUGGAGACAAACUACGAGCGCACCGUGGCCGCAGGGAGCGGGCGGGGCCGCGGGCCAGCCCAUGAGGCGGAGGAGGGCGGUGGUGAAGAUGCAGAGUGGGAGGAGGAAGAGUUCGCCGACGGCGCCUUCGCUCCAGCGGGCUAUGCGGCCCUGGGUUCCGACGACGAGGGCAGCGAGGGCGCCGUGGAGACGUGGUUGGGGGCGGAGGGGCCCGCCGGCGAGGACGGAGGCCGCCCAGACGCGCCCGGCGAGGCGGCGGCCGCGCCGCUCGGCGGGGCGGCGGCCAGGCCGCGCGACGCGCGGGUGCCAGCGGGCGGCGAGGAGUUCGCCGACCUCGGCCGCAAUACCGCGGCGCCGCCGCCUCCGCUGGGCGGCGGCGCCGGUGCAGAUCUGGCCGACGGCGGCGAGGACUUCGCCGACUUCGGCCGCAACGCCGCGGCACCGCCGCCUCCAGGGCCCUCGGCCCUGUCCUCGGGGAGCAAAGAACGUCCAGCUCAUCAAGGCGGCGAUGGGGCAGCUGAACCUCAAGCCGCCGGCGUGGGCUCAGCAGAUCUCCGACCGCGACCUCCAGCGCAUGAUCAAGAAGGCGGUCGACGACGACCAGUCUCGCGGCGAGCAGCACGCGUGACCUGGCGUGCGCCCAGCCCCCUGCGAGCGGAGCAGGGGUCUCCCGCACCUCAGCCGAGGAGCGGGGCCUGGCCAGUGUGGGAGCGCCGCCUUGCGGCCCAAAGUCGGGGACGGCGGAGAGCCUCGGCGUUGGAGCUUCGUGGCCGUCGUCCGUAAUGUGGGACACCCGGAGAUGUUCCGCCUUCAGCUCGUGGAGGAGGACGACGAAGAA
Molecule: messenger RNA, 1104 nt
Organism: Prorocentrum cordatum
Lineage: Eukaryota; Dinophyceae; Prorocentrales; Prorocentraceae
Source: the annotation of a GenBank genome assembly